CCCCGCCCCCCGGCCGGCCCGGCCGCGCCGCUCCCGCCCCCUCCGGCUCCCCACCCCCGCGCCCGCCCCGCGGGCUGCCCUUCCUGACCCGGGCCCGCCCCCGGCGCCCACCAUGUACGCCUUUGUGCGGUUCCUGGAGGACAACGUCUGCUACGCGCUGCCCGUGUCGUGCGUGCGCGACUUCAGCCCCCGCUCGCGGCUGGAUUUUGACAACCAGAAGGUGUACGCCGUGUACAGGGGCCCGGAGGAGCUGGGCGCCGAGCCCGAGAGCCCCUCGCGCGCCCCCCGCGACUGGGGAGCGCUGCUGCUGCACAAGGCCCAGAUCCUGGCGCUGGCAGAGGGAAGCUAUGAUAUCCUUGUCCUAUCUGAACCAUCACUGAACAGGAUAAGGAAGACUCAGACACCAGGCACUCGAGGCCCUCUCUGGCCAGGUGACAGAGAAGACAAAUCUGACCUUGAAAACAGUGUGAUGCAGAAGAAAAUUAAAAUCCCCAAACUUUCCCUCAGUCACAUAGAAGAAGAUGGGGAGGUUAAAGAUUAUGGGGAAGAAGACUUACAGCUUAGACACAUCAAGAGACCUGAGGGGCGGAAGUCGAACGAAGUGGCGCACAAGAGCAUCGAGGCUGUGGUGGCCCGGCUGGAGAAGCAGAAUGGCCUGAGCCUGGGCCACGGCACAUGUCCAGAAGAGGUCUUCAUGGAGGCCUCACCAGGCAUGGAGGACAUGGACAGUCUGGAGGAUGCAGUCGUGCCCCGCGCUCUGUACGAGGAGCUUCUGCGCAACUACCAGCAGCAGCAGGAAGAGAUGCGCCACCUCCAGCAAGAGCUGGAGCGGACUCGGAGGCAGCUAGUACAGCAGGCCAAGAAGCUCAAGGAGUACGGGGCACUCGUGUCUGAAAUGAAGGAACUCCGAGACCUCAACCGGAGGCUCCAGGAUGUGCUGCUCCUGAGGCUUGGCAGUGGUCCCGCCAUUGACUUGGAAAAAGUAAAGUCAGAAUGUCUCGAUCCCGAGCCGGAGUUACGGAGCACUUUCAGUGAGGAAGCAAAUACGUCGUCUUAUUACCCUGCUCCUGCACCUGUCAUGGACAAGUAUAUCCUAGACAAUGGCAAGGUCCAUCUGGGAAGCGGGAUUUGGGUUGAUGAGGAGAAAUGGCACCAGCUACAAGUAACCCAAGGAGAUUCCAAGUACACAAAGAACUUGGCAGUCAUGAUUUGGGGAACAGAUGUUCUGAAGAACAGAAGCGUCACAGGAGUUGCCACAAAAAAAAAGAAAGAUGCAAUCCCUAAGCCACCCCUCUCACCUCACAAACUAAGCAUUGUCAGAGAGUGUUUGUAUGACAGAAUAGCACAAGAAACUGUGGAUGAAACUGAAAUUGCACAAAGACUCUCCAAAGUCAACAAGUACAUCUGUGAAAAAAUCAUGGAUAUCAAUAAGUCCUGUAAAAAUGAAGAACGAAGGGAAGCAAAAUACAACUUGCAAUAAACUUUGGAUUUUUCAUAAA
Molecule: messenger RNA, 1499 nt
Organism: Erinaceus europaeus (western European hedgehog)
Lineage: Eukaryota; Metazoa; Chordata; Mammalia; Eulipotyphla; Erinaceidae
Gene: BEND5
Product: BEN domain containing 5
Exons: 7
Coding region: 113-1480 (455 amino acids)
Biological process (GO): negative regulation of DNA-templated transcription
Molecular function (GO): DNA binding
Source: RefSeq, a predicted model, not a curated record